CCCGCCCCAUGUGAAGCCUGAAAUGAACCGCGGGAGGUAUGGACUCAAAAAUCGAGAAACGUCAACGUCUUACUGGGGAAAGGAGAGAUAACCUGGGUUACUCGUUUAAUUUUAAGAAGUGUUUUCAGUGAAGCAAUCCAUCCUGGCGGAACAAACCCCUUCACAAUAUCCCAUUAGCAAGCUGACAGGCAUCACUGGGGCCCGGCUUGGGGCAAAUACAAGCGGGAUUGUGGAGUGGAGCCGCAACACCUGUUGAAGGAUAGAGGGAGAGAGAGCCACGGGAAGCAGUCAUGGAAGCCAGUCCGUUCAGCCGGAGGCAGUGGGCCUCCCAGUCCCUGCGCAUCACCGCCAAGGAGAUGUCGCUGGUCAGCACCCGCGGGAGGGGCAACGCCAUCGCCGAGCGCUUCUCCAAGUACCAGAGGGCUGCUGAAGAGGCCAGUGCAGACAAGAAGAAAGCGACUGUGGAUACCCUGCCCCCCCUGCGCUCAGGUAACCUGAGUGUUCUGAAGAAGCGCUGGGAGCAGCCCCUCAGCCAGACCAGGCCCGCGGCCCCGCCCACCGCCCCGCCCCGCGCUCGCCUCACGCCGCCGCAGCCCCCCUCCUCCUCCAGACCCGCCCCCAGGGCCGCCCCCAGCCCGUCAGCGGAGCCGCCGCUCUCUGCCAAGUCGCCGGGCACGCCGGGCAGCGGGAGCCGGUUCGUGUACCCCGCCGAAGGAGCGAGAGAACCGGAGGCCAUGGAGAGGGCGCAGAGGAAGACCGCGGGGGCGGAGGAAGAGGCGAAGUCCCCCGUGCUGCCCGUCAGCCCCCGGGAGAAGCCCAGCGUGCCCCUCACCAGCCUGAAGAGGAUGUUUGAGAAGGGAGAGGCCACUCACAAAGUGUCCAGAGAGCCUGGGAGGUUAGAAAGGAACAGCACCUCUGAGGACGAGGACCUGCGACCAGGAGACCGAGGCGUCCCAGACAGGUCGUCCACCCUGGACAGGGUGCGAGAGGUGACCUCCGUACGGGAUCGGCUGGCCAAGUACCAGGCCGCUGUGUCCAAAAAGGACCCUUCGCCUGCAGUUCACAAUGCGGAGCAGCUGGAGGAGGAGCGGAGCGCCCCCCGCGUGGACCAGAAGGAGAACGUGCCGCCCGUCAGCCCGGCUGGGAAUGCUGGAUCCGGCAGUAGGAAGGGCUCCACCACAGACAGCAAUGGCCUGUCCCCGAUCUCAGAGGGCCCCGCCGAGACUCCGGCCGCCCACGCCGGCAGCGCCGCGUCCCCGGACAGCGCCCAGCCCAAGGCCGCGAGGAAGUUCGGCCUGCCGGUGCAGGAGACCUGCGUGGCAUGUCAGAAGAGAGUGUACCCCCUGGAGCGCCUGAUGGCCAAUCAGCAGAUCUUUCACAAAUCCUGCUUCCGCUGCUGCCACUGCAACACCUAUCUGAGCCUGGGGAACUUCGCUUCUCUGCACGGCCAUGUGUACUGCAAGCCGCACUUCAACCAGCUGUUCAAGGCCAAGGGCAACUAUGACGAAGGCUUUGGCCACCGGCCGCACAAGGAGCUGUGGUCGCCCCGGGUGGAGGAGGACGAAGAGGAGGAGAGGGAGGGAGAGCCCCCCGCAGUCAGCCCGGCCGCAGUCAGCCCGGCCCCCGUCCGCCUGGCCCCCGCCCCCGCCACCGCAGCGGCGGCCCCCAUCCGCCCCGCCCCCGCCACCGCAGCGGCCCCUGAAGCCAAGGUGCCGAGCCCCAACGUGGAGGACUCUCCCAUCGCCAAGGUCAACGUCCUGGCGGCCGACCUGGAGACGCGGGCGCACAGCUUCGUCCCCCCGGCCGAGAAGCCAACCGAGAAGCCGGCCGAGACCCGGCGGCUGAGAAUCGCCUGGCCGCCGCCCUCAGAGCGGGGCCCCGGGGCCUCCUCCACCGAGGGGGGCCCCGCGAGGCCCUUCCGGGCCAAGUGGCCCCCGGAGGAUGACGGGGCGGUCCCCUCGGGCCAGAGCUCGGAGCGCUCGGAGCUCAAGAACCUCCGCAGGAGCGCCUCCCUGAAGGAGCGCAGCCGCCCCUUCUCGUUGGCCGUCUGCCGUGCCCCCGCCCUCGGCCCCGCCCCCAGAGAGCCACGCCGCCCAAUCAGGGGGCUGCUGGAGAGGAGGGGCUCGCUGGAGGCAGUGCGCUCGGCCCCCAGGCCCCACACCAAAGAGCCAGAGCCGGAGGAGGAGCCACAGCCACAAACAAAGGCGGAGCCAGAGCCAAAAGCGGAGCCUGACCCUGAGCCCCACAGAGAGGAAGUGACCACGCCCAGAGACAGCAUCGUGAACGGAGAGACUGCCUCUGAAGAGGAAGAGGAGAGCGGUAGCACACAGGAUGAAGGUGCCUCCUCCACACAGGGGGCCAAAGAAACAGCCGGCGAAAAGGAGGAGGCAGAAGUGGAGGAGGAGGAACAGGCGCCCUCCCCAAAACCGCAGGAGGCGUCCCCGGACGACCCGGCUUCACCCUCCCCCCCGCCGGCGAGCAAGCAGAACAGGACGUCCCAGGACGUGGGCUUCUGGGACGGGGAGGAGGCGGAGGCGGAGGACGAGGGCGGGGAGCUCUCCGUGGAGGAGAUGAUCAAGAGGAACCGCUACUACGAUGAAGAGGACGAGGAGGAGGAGGAAGACUAGGAGGGCUGAAGCGGCACCAUAUCCAGAUUCCAUAACUUCUCCGGGCGCAUAUUUCCUCCGCAAAAAAUCAUACAUUCCAUAAAAUUGCCAGUCAGACAGUUUUCGAGAUUUGCCUCCCCACCUUUUCCAAUUUCUCACAACUUGUGAUUUUAAUUCUUUUUUCUGAGCAACUGCUGCAAAGUCCGUCCACCUCCACCCCCCCCCCCCCCUUCUCUAGCUCUCAAACCCCCCCCGUGCUCACCCACAAGAGCGAGACAGCUUGUUUUUGUUUCGGCGCACACGUUUCGUGUUUGUUUUAAUCUGCCCAUUGAAAAAACUGCCACACUCCAGAGAACCAAGAACAAUUUUAAUCCCUUCUUUCCCAGAAUCCUGAACAGAAGGAAACUAUGCUCCUUACUGUACCUUUUUUCCAUAUUUGCCACAUUUCCAAGUUUGUGGGAAGAAGAAAAUGUUUUUGUACAUUUUUCUUUUGUAUGUUUUAUGCUGUAAGGGUUGACGUGUGUCUUUUAAAUCAAAAACUGGUACAUUUUUGCAUUACUAUAGCUUUUGUACAGUGGGGAGGGGAAUAUCGUCUCACGACAGAGGGCUCUGAACUUGAAACUAUACAUUUUAAUAAACCUUUUUUUGUUGUAUUUUAUAAAACUAUGGCCUUAUAAUCUUAAGCUGUGUAGUACAAUGAACUUGUGAUGGUCUGAGAUAAAGGACAGAGUACAGAGUUUCGUCGGAGGUGGACCUCUGUGAUGCUCACCUAUCCAAAGCAGUGUAAAGAGGGCACCCUAGUUAACCCUUUAAGGUGAAAGACCACAAAUAUGUGAUUAGAAUGUUCUUCACUUAACAUUCUAAUGCUGAUGUAACAAUCACCGGUGGUAAUUGAAAUCAAUGGAGUUCUAGAACACUGACUUAGAAUUUUGGGUAAAAAACAUUCCAAACAAAGGGUUAAAAUGGAUAGGAAGCAAACCUAACUCAGUCUUUAGUGCUCUAUGCAAACAAUGAAUUACUUUAGCGUUUUUCAGUUUGGGGGGGGGGGGUGAAUUAUGAGUGGGUUUGGCUGUGGAGUGCGUGUGUGAGAGAGACUGGGCAUGGUAAACUGUGGAUACUGUACAAUUCUUUUCCUUCCUGAUAAGGAAACAAAUUCAGCAUUUUUAAUCUGAACUGUAAGAAAUGAGAACAAGAGUGAUCUGAUCAACUUGAGUCCAAGAGCUGAACACUGUAAUCCUUUACUUGCAACAUGAAGACAUCGUGAAAUAAGACUGUUCAAACAAGUUCAUCAUCGCCUAUCCUGAAUACAAUGUUAUUUAUACAAGAGUCACAUAUCCAUGUGUACUGCAGCAGGCUAUAUUUGCACAUUAAGAUUUAUGGUAUAAAAUACCCUUCUGUUGUCUUAAAUUCAUACCGCCAGGCCAAGAUGAAUCUGUAACCAGGUCUGACACUUUCCCAGUGAUAGUGUAAUGGGCAUUUAAUUGGUUUUGUUUUUCCCACAUCUAUGAAAUAAAAGACGAAAAUACGCA
Anguilla anguilla (European eel) is the source of this 4135-nucleotide messenger RNA. RefSeq names its product LIM domain and actin-binding protein 1-like. NCBI's taxonomy places the organism in Eukaryota, Metazoa, Chordata, Actinopteri, Anguilliformes, Anguillidae. The coding region runs from base 291 to 2627 and encodes 778 amino acids. The record is from RefSeq and is a predicted model, not a curated record. The transcript has 11 exons. Gene Ontology annotation, molecular function: actin filament binding. Gene Ontology annotation, biological process: actin filament bundle assembly. Gene Ontology annotation, cellular component: plasma membrane; actin cytoskeleton.